Oncorhynchus gorbuscha (pink salmon) is the source of this 5178-nucleotide messenger RNA. RefSeq names its product PH domain leucine-rich repeat-containing protein phosphatase 2-like. The record is from RefSeq and is a predicted model, not a curated record. Lineage: Eukaryota; Metazoa; Chordata; Actinopteri; Salmoniformes; Salmonidae. The coding region runs from base 144 to 4361 and encodes 1405 amino acids. The transcript has 19 exons. Gene Ontology annotation, molecular function: protein binding.
AGUCGUUAUGGCGUCGCACCGAACGGGAAUGGGAUUUUUCAGUAGCUGCAUGUAUUGGAAUUUACCAGUCAUGUUCCAGGUUCUUUUGUAGUUAAAUAUACACAUGCAAAUGAAGGAAGAAGAUAAUAUACCGGGAACGGUCAAUGGCACCGUUAUGGAGCGAAAAAAAGGUGGUGUCGAAGAUAGCAGGGGGUUGUACGGACACACUGAUCUACGAAGCGGGAUCUAAUCAAGCUGCAGGUCGUGGCGACCGCAAUGGUACAGGAAACCGUGUCGGAACGGGGAUACGCGUUCUAAAGCGGAACAUGAAGAGGAAUGGGAGCAGAGGCUGUGUUACCAGGAAGACCCGCUUUGGAUCGCGGGAGCGGGACUGGCUGAAGGGGGAUGCCCAGCGGGGCUGUGUGUGUCUGUACGGGGGAACAGUUGACCCCCAGCCCCCAGCCUCGGGCCCACAGGCCUCCUCCACCCUCCAGGCAGACCUGCGGCUGGUGCUAUGCUCCACCACUACCACGGUGGAGGAGCUGUGUGCCCAGAGAGAAGUAGAGGGACUAUACCUGCAGCUCCAUGGAGACCUGCUCAGGAGGCUGGACCCCUCUGAGCGCCCUCUCCAGAUGGUGUAUGACUACCUGGCUGCUAUAGGCUACCAGGACCCUCUGCGGGUUCAGAGAGAGGCGGCCAACUCGGACCUCAGCUGCAUGAUCCGCUUCUACAGUGAGUGUCCAGUGAAUGCGGACCAGCAGGAGCGAACCCUGUUGACGGGAGUGUUCAGCGUCAGGAAGGGAAAGACCCAGCUGCACAAGUGGGCAGAGCGCCAGGUCCUCCUGUGUGGAACCUGUCUGAUUGUGGCCUCUGUCAAAGAUAGCCUGACGGGGAAGAUGCACAUCCUGCCCCUGGUGGGGGGAAAGGUGGAGGAGGUGAAAAGGAGACAGCACUGUCUGAUGUUCAGCUCAGCCGGACCUCAGGCCCAGACAUACUUUGUUAACUUCGACACACUGGCAGACUAUCAGAGGUGGCAUCGGCAGGCUUCAAAAGUGGUUUCUCAGACCAUCAGCCUGGUGGAUCUGUCAUGCUACAGUCUGGAGGAGGUGCCAGAGUACCUGUUCUACAGCCAGGACCUCACCCAUCUCAACCUCCGACACAACUUCAUGUCCCUGCAGGGCCCCGGAGGACUGCUCAACCUCCCCAGGUUUUCCCAGCUGAAGAGCCUGAACCUUUCACAUAACCGCCUGGGAGUGUUUCCAGAGUCUGUCUGUGAGAUCCUCACCCUGACAGAGCUCAACCUCUCCUGUAACGGCAUGAACACUGUCCCUGCACAGAUAGGCAACCUCCAGAGUCUGCAGACCCUGUCUCUGGAUGGGAAUCAGUUGAGCUUCCUUCCUGAGGAGCUUGGCGGCCUAGCUCAGCUCAGCAGCCUGGGGCUUUCCUUCAACAACUUCCCCCACAUCCCUGGUGUGCUGGAUAGGCUAAGUGGCAUGGACAAGUUAGCCAUGGCUGGGAACAGGGUGGAGACCCUGGAGCUGGGGAUCCUUGCCAGGAUGAGCCACCUCAAGAACAUCGACCUGCGGCUGAACGGUCUGCGCUGGGUGAAGAGUGAGGCCCUGGAGGCAGUGAAGCAGGUGACCCAGCUGGACCUGAGGGACAACCACUUGGCCACCCUGGAUCUGAGCUCCAUCUGCAGCCUGGAAACCUUGCACUGUCAGAGAAACCAGCUGAGGGCGCUAACGCUGAGUGGCUUCACCCUGCGCACGCUCCACGCCAGCAGCAACCGCCUGACCACAGUCAACAUCUACCCAGUACCCAACCAGCUGACACAGAUGGAUCUAUCACGGAACCUGCUGGAGUACCUUCCAGACUGGGUGUGUGACAGUAGAAAGGUGGAGGUGCUGGACGUUACACACAACUUCCUGUCUGAACUACCAGCCAGACUGCUCAGCAGCCUGAGUCUGAGGAAGCUGCUGGCUGGGAACAAUAGGCUCCAGAGACUGCCUGACCUACUUGACCACAUCCCCCUGGAAGUACUCGACCUCCAGCACAACAAGCUAGGCGAGCUCCCAGAGAGCCUCUUCUACAAGGCCUUAAACCUAAAGUACCUGAACGUGUCAGCUAAUGCCCUGGAGACAAUUCCCCCCAGCAGCCAUUCAGAGGAGAGUCUCAGCACCCUCCAGGAACUGUACCUGACGGGGAACAAACUGAAUGAGAACUGCGCUGCUCUGCUUGUGGGACACCAGAACCUCAGAGUCCUGCACAUAGCCUACAACCAGUUGCUUUCUUUCCCUGCCAGUAAACUGAGUAAACUAGAGCUGCUGGAGGAGCUGAAUCUGAGUGGCAACAAGCUGAAGACCAUCCCCUCCACUGUAUCCAGCUGUAAGAGGCUACACACCCUCAUAGCACACUCCAACCACAUCAGUGUGUUCCCCGAGAUCCUCAACCUGCCAGAGAUCAAGCUGGUGGACUUGAGCUGUAAUGAGCUGACUGAGAUCUUACUGCCAGACUCUCUAACGGCCACCCUGCACGAACUAGACCUGACUGGCAACUGCAGCCUCUUGCUGGAGCACAAAACACUCAACCUGUUCAGUCACAUCACCACCCUGAAGCUGGAUCAGAAGCCAGCCAUGGCCACCGGGGACUCCCUGGGCUCCUCCACCCUGUGGGACCACGGCUACUCUGAGAUGAGCGGGCAGAGGAACAAAUUGUGUGUGUCUGUGCUGGCAGUGGACCGCUUUGGGGAUAGUGUUGAGGCGGCCUAUGGCGUCUUCGACGGAGACCGCAAUGAGGAAGUUCCUCGUCUGUUGCAGUGCACCAUGGGAGAUGUGCUGUCGGAGGAGCUGCUGCAUUCCAGUGUGGACAGUGUGUACAUGAGCAACACCUUCCUCACCUCACACAGGAAACUGGGCAUGGCUGGUCAGAAGCUGGGUGCAUCUGCCCUGCUCUGCUACAUCCACCACGAGCCGUCGGAGCUGGGCAGCUACUUCAGCCUGACGGUGGCUAACGUGGGCAGCUGCCAGGCGGUGCUGUGUCGAGACGGCCAGCCCCUGCCCCUCUCCAAGGUCUUCAGCCUGGAGCAGAGCACCGAAGAGAUGGACAGGGUCAAACUCAGCAAGGCGAUCAUCACUGAGGAUAACAAAGUGAGUGGAGUGACAUGCUGCUCUCGCCUGCUGGGAUGCUCUUAUCUGUCUCCCUGGGUGCUGCCCAAGCCCUGGGUGCGCACUGAGCCCCUGUGUUCCCAAGAUGAGUUCCUGAUCCUGGGGAACCGGGCGCUGUUUGAGAGGGUGUCCUACCAGGAGGCUGUGUGCACCGUGCAGGCCGUGAGGGACCCCCGCGCAGCUGCCAAGAAGCUCUGCACGCUGGCCCAGAGCUACGGCUGCCGGGACAAUGUGGGGGCGGUGGUGGUGUCCCUGCACAUCGGGGAGGACAGCUGUACCUGUGAGCCCCCUCACGCCAGUACUGGUACUGAACCCCGGGGACCCCCUCCAACACCCCUCCCCGUCAGUGCUCCCCCAGGGGAGCAGGCCACGCCAUCCUCCAGCAGUGGCAUCGCUUCAGAGUUCAACAGCGAGACUUCGGCCUCGGAGGUGGGGAGUGAGGCGGGCUCCACGGCCUCUGACGAGCACCCCUCUGGCCCCACAGUCCGACCUGAGAGGCGCUGUAGUCUCCACCCUGCAGCCACGCUCUGUGCCCCCGCGGGACCCGGCUCAGCUGGAGUAGGGGGGCCCCACCCUGUCCUGUUCCAGCGCCAGCCCUCCUGUGCCACCUUCUCCAGUAACCAGUCUGACAACGGGCUGGACAGUGAUGACGAGGCUCCACUAGAGGGGGUCAUCUCCAAUGGGAGCAAGCUGGAGGUGGAGGUGGACAUCCACUGCUGUGCUUUCCAGAUCCGUUCUGGGCCAGCCGCGAGCCCAAAGGACCACAACCUGGACAAGACACGCUCAGACUACCCCAACGGAAAGAUGCGUCGUCAGAACAGCGUGGUGGUGUCAGCCACUAAUGGCUGCCUGCUGGCUGUGUGUGGCAGAGAGAUCUCCGACCUAAAGAAGUCCCCCUCCACCUCCAGCCUCUUUGGGAAGAAGCUUUCCAAUGGCUCCGUGGUGGCCCCGGAAGAUAGCCACAACCUCAUCGAGGUAGCCCUGGAAGCCCCAAAGAAGAAGUCGGGUUACUUCACUGCCCCUGCCCAGCAGGACCCCGAGGACCAGCUGGUAGUGCCUCCCAGUCUAGAGCAUGAUGUUAGGGAACAGCUGAGGGGCCAGAGCCCUAUGGUCCCAGGACCUCCACCCCCUUUCACACCCCCCCUCCAUCAGAGACCCUGUGUGGGACCACCCCCACCCCCCUGCUCCCAUGCUGCCCCAGCGGGACCUCGCCCCUAACCCUAUCCCUGCCCUACAGCAGGAAGUCUAUGAUACUGCCCUCUAGAGGGGGCCAGAGCACAGCGCCACCCUGUGGUAGUCCUGUGACAGUGCCAUACCAGGGGGGGCAGAGGAGGUCUCUCUGGCACAGGUGGGAUAUUCCAGUUCAAGAUUCCAUUCAGCUCUGUUAUGAAGACCAGAUGGACAUGUGGGGCCUUGACUGUUCACACAUGAAUGCGUUACGUCACGUUAGACGUAGAGAGGUACUUAGCGAACUGUCUGAAGAACCUGGUGGAACUGUCUGAGUAUCAGAGCUGAACAGGCACUGAAGUCACCAACCAUGAAAAUAGGUUGUGAAAAGAAGGGGGCCACCGGAGGCCAAAAUACCCCAGCCUGAACUAGAAUACCUCAUGUGUUUUAGACUGCAGAACUUGUUUGCAACGUUUCCCUUUACUUGGAAGGAAGGUCAAAUAGUGAAAUGGUAGAAUAAUCCAUUUGAGUGUGUUAUCAUUCCAUUGCUGGGGGCUGCAGGGGCUCCAAGAUCCCAGGGACAAGUCCUGUGACCAAAAGGUGAAAAAGUGCCUACUGUAGAUGACUCAGCCCCAGAUGUCCCUGCCUCCUUGCCUGUGUGUGUAUGGAGGGGGGAGGGGACACACAUCAGUAUUAACCCUGGAAUAGGACAUCACUGUGUGACAGCGUCCUCCAGGGGCCACCAAUGGUACAGCCACUUCUCGCGCUCUCUCUUUCUGUCUGUCUGUCUGUCUGUCUGUCUGUCUGUCUGUCUGUCUGUCUGUCUGUCUGUCUGUCUGUCUGUCUGUCUGUCUGUCUGUCUGUCUGU